Messenger RNA from Balaenoptera acutorostrata (minke whale), 4004 nucleotides. RefSeq names its product ganglioside induced differentiation associated protein 1 (gene GDAP1). Lineage: Eukaryota; Metazoa; Chordata; Mammalia; Artiodactyla; Balaenopteridae. The transcript has 6 exons. The record is from RefSeq and is a predicted model, not a curated record. Gene Ontology annotation, biological process: mitochondrial fusion; mitochondrial fission. The coding region runs from base 102 to 1178 and encodes 358 amino acids. Gene Ontology annotation, cellular component: mitochondrial outer membrane.
UCCCGGCAAAGCGCAAAGCUAAGGGCGCUUUGCAGGGCGCUGUGGCUGGGAGACGUAAAGGGCGGACAGGCGAGUCCCUCCCGCGCUCGCGCAUCCCCGAAAUGGCCCGGAGGCAGGACGAGCAGAGAGGGGCAGCGCCCUUGAUGGCGGAAGGCAAGUCGGACGCAGAGGUUAAGCUCAUUCUGUACCACUGGACGCAUUCCUUCAGCUCUCAAAAGGUGCGCUUGGUAAUUGCUGAAAAGGCAUUGAAGUGCGAGGAACAUGAUGUAAGUCUGCCCCUGAGUGAGCACAAUGAACCCUGGUUUAUGCGUUUGAACUCAACUGGAGAAGUGCCCGUCCUUAUCCACGGGGAAAACAUUAUUUGUGAGGCCACUCAGAUCAUUGAUUAUCUUGAACAGACUUUCCUGGAUGAAAAAACACCCAGGUUAAUGCCUGAUAAAGGAAGCAUGUAUUACCCACGGGUACAACAUUAUCGAGAACUACUUGACUCCUUGCCCAUGGAUGCUUAUACACACGGCUGCAUUUUACAUCCUGAGCUAACUGUGGACUCCAUGAUCCCAGCUUAUGCAACAACAAGGAUUCGCAGCCAAAUUGGUAACACAGAGUCUGAACUGAAAAAACUUGCUGAAGAAAACCCAGAUUUACAAGAGGCGUACAUUGCAAAACAGAAGCGACUUCAAUCAAAGCUCCUUGACCACGACAAUGUCAAAUACUUGAAGAAAAUUCUUGAUGAAUUGGAGAAAGUCUUGGAUCAGGUUGAAACUGAGUUGCAAAGAAGGAAUGAAGAAACCCCAGAAGAGGGCCGCCAGCCAUGGCUCUGCGGGGAAUCCUUCACCUUGGCUGACAUCUCGCUUGCUGUUACACUGCAUCGACUGAAGUUCCUGGGGUUUGCGAGGAGAAACUGGGGAAAUGGAAAGCGACCGAACUUGGAAACCUAUUACGAGCGUGUCUUGAAGAGAAAAACAUUUAACAAGGUUUUAGGACAUGUCAACAAUAUAUUAAUCUCUGCGGUGUUGCCAACCGCAUUCCGGGUGGCCAAGAAAAGGGCCCCAAAAGUUCUUGGCACCAUCCUUGUGGUUGGUUUUUUUGCAGGAAUGGGAUAUUUUGCUUUUAUGCUUUUCAGAAAGAGACUUGGCAGCAUGAUAUUAGUGCUCAGACCCAGACCAAAUUAUUUCUAGGCUUGUGGGGAUCUAGUGGCGGCAACUCAUCGAGCCAUUCAACUAGAUCCUUCUCCACUCUUCCAGGCCCAGUGAACAAUGACCCUGGGCAGCUAGUAAAAAGCAUAAUUUACUUUACUCUUUGGCUAGUUUAUGCAGGGAGAGGAGGCAAUGAAGAUGUCUUUGUGGGCUGGUAACUUUGAGAGGACUUAUUUGCAAACCUGAACUAAUUCAUCCUUAAAACAUGUGCAAAGUCAAGAUAUGUGAAUGCUGAUAGGCAGAGAGUAGACCUUUCGCUCAAAAUGUCAGUUCAAGUUCUGGGUUAUUUUGGGGGAGAAGUUUAUUAUUAUGAGCAGACAGUAAUAAUCUAUGAUUGCCCGUAGCUCUUCAUCUGAGACUAUCUGGGUGUGUUGAGUGUUGAAUAGUUAGCAGUAUUUUCUCCUGGAAUUCAGAAAUCAUCUUUGUUAGUCAACACAGGAGUUCAGAUAGCAGCAGGGUACAGCAGUACUUCAUACUCUCACUGUUAGCUUUAGGCAGAAAUAAGGGAGGCAAAGGGGCAAAGAAGGGGGAAAAAGGAGAAUGAAGUCUAUAUAAUGAUGACAAUAGAAUGCAACUUCCAGGUGCCUCCGAUGCCACUCAUGGCUGCCUGUCCCCUUAGUAAACAUUAUGUUUGACUACUUGUGGCUACAGCCCAUGCAUCCUCCUGUAACUGAGGACCUUGGAAAAAGAGGACUGGGGAGUUACUGGGGGGAGUUGGCUGGAGAAAACCCUGGGCUUUACACUUAUAGCACCUCAUCUGACCUUAGUGUUAAUUUUAAAUGCACAUAAAUCACAGUUACUAAUUUAUUAAAAUUAACUGCUUACCUACUUGGGCAUGAGAUGCCUACUGGAACAUGUCUGACUAGCAUUGACGUGAAACUCUUAAAUUUCCUCAUGGUUCCCCAAUUCGAAGGUGCCUGUGAGAUAUCACUCCCGUGGACUGUUAUGAACAGUCACUGGGAGUCUUGGCCUCUCCAGCCCUUUUGUGCCCACAGGUGGCAUUUAGGUGAAUGUCCCAGGUAACUGCUAGCAUGGCAUGUGGCUGAGGAGUGGGUAUUUUGUUGAUCUGGGAGUGUUAAAUAGGCUCAUUCUGCAUUUAGGGAGGCUGGUGUGUUAAUGCAAAACUGUUGUCUAAACCUUGCAUGUAUUUAUUGUCAUCAACAAAGCCUUAAAAGGUUACAGGGAAGGAGAAAAUCUAGUCUUGAUCCUUGGCAAUUAAUUUAGGGGAGAUGAAAUAAGUCGAUAGAUAGUGAGUCCACCUAUAUUCCUUCAUGUAUGUCUAGGCAUUGUAGGGGGUGCCUCAGUCCAUCUGGAAGGGAAAAUCCCUGUGUGUCCCAUGAACAAUAAUGGAACUGCAAGAUACAGUUUGUGCCCAGGAAGAAUCUUUCCUGGUGACAGGAAGGUGGAGUUUCUCUGGAGUUGGCCAGAAAGGUGUGGGGAACAGUGUUAGGUGUGAUGGGAAGUAUGUAUGGGGAAUGGUGAGCUAAGGUUCCAGCGAACAGCAGAAGCUUGCUUGGACUGCCUCAGAUGGGCUGUGCAGAUGGCCAAAGAAUGUACCUACCAACUUUUUCAUUAACAGGAAACAGUCAUACCUACUAAACAAUGACUUUUUGAUGGUAAAAUGAUUCUAUAAUUCAUGAAUCAGUUGUGUUAGAAAAUAUUGUUGAACUGGAUACUCUCUGUUUCUAAAAAAUUAAUAACAUCUCCAGUGUAAACUCAAUCCAAUAAUAAUUAACAGACUGGCAGCUUUUAUAAUGUCUUGAUUUUGAACCUCAGUGCAUUGUUGUAUAGAGUGUCUGAAUUUGUUGCUGGGACAUUCCAAAUCAUGUAUUCAUAAAAGAGCCACAAAACUGAUUAUUCAGUAGGUCAGAGUGUUUCAGAGUUCUUUAUGUCAUCCUUUUAUGAGCAAGAACUCAGACAUGAAGAAAUUGAAAUUGGAUUUUUACAAAAAUCUACAAAGGAGGAUAUUUACCUAUAUAAGGGUUGUUGAUUAAGAAUAAAGAUUUGAAGUCCAAUGCUGGCUUUUCAUUAAAUUUAUAUUAUUACUGAUCAAGAGAAAAUUUACUAAAAGUAUUUAUGAUUUUCAGAUACAGUUUCAUUGAAAAUAGGCUUGUGUCGCUAUUAAAGGUGAUGCAUUUGUGGCAAUUUCACUUGUUUCAUGGAUACCCUUGAGUUUAUACUUUUAAGAUAUUUGUUUAGGGGUUAAAAUGACCACUAGGUGUCGCUGUUCAUCCAGCAGUCUGAGAUAGGGCCUUCUUUAGGUUCAGCAAGUCUUCUGAAAUGUUACAAGUGAAGAUAAACAUUAAUGACCUUAGUUUCUGAAAUGAGGGCAUCUUCAUCAGAUCAUUCAUCUGUAAAAGAGCUUGAGGCAUAUGUAGUAUUGACGUCUAAUGCUUGGAAGGGAUAACUGUACCACACAAUGUCAAGCUAAAGAGCUGAACAUAUACUAUUAGCAAAAUAGGCACAUUUAUGUAUUCUCUCUUUCAUGAUCAUUGGUGGACUGGCCAACGUGCUCCUCAAUUUCCAAAAUUUGUAUAAAUUAGAAAAAUGCCUGAGGUACUAAAUUUAUGUUGGCUAUUUAUGUCUUAACACAAAUACUAUUUUAUUGUUAUUGCUGUUACAUGCCUUUUGGAUCUAAUUUCCUUAAUUGCAGAUAGUUGUAAAUUGCUUGCUCAAUUUUUAGUAAUUAUUGAUAUUGACACCAGAGUUGUAGACUUUUUGGUGUUGUUGAAUGUAAUAGAUCAAGAUACUAUUCUGCCUGUAAGAUCAAUGAAAUUAAUUGGAAAAUAAACAUGUGUCCUGAAAGUA